AUGUCACAAAAACCAGAAGCUGAAAGAUGGAUCUGGGGUAUAAUUGGUUGUUUUAACGAACGUGGGAGAUUUGAGCUGGUCUCUACUGUUCUUCGUCCGCGUUGUUGCCGUCCUAUUCGUACCACCUAUCUCAUCCGAUUUGUCAGACUGUUGAUCCUUCCAUCCUCAUCGAGUGGAGUAUCACUGAUCUUACACCUCGGCGUCUUUGAGUAA
Schistosoma intercalatum is the source of this 213-nucleotide messenger RNA. The record is from the annotation of a GenBank genome assembly. NCBI's taxonomy places the organism in Eukaryota, Metazoa, Platyhelminthes, Trematoda, Strigeidida, Schistosomatidae.